CAUCCUAAAACUCGAAAACAACACUUCUCUCCUCUUAUUAAAAUGGUCCUUUCCCACCCAUUCUGAGUCUCUAACCUCGAACUCGAUCUCAUCCAACUCCCCCAACCUUUCAAAGAGAUCGAGAUGGCGAAUUUCCUCUCUCCAUUUCUCCUUUGGUUCGUAUACUAUGCCUGCAUCGUUCAUGUCACAGCAAAACAGUGGCCUGCAGUGGAACUGGGAGGAUCUACAAAGUUCUAUGAUUUCAAGGUCCAAACCAAGAGAAUCACCAAAUUGUGUACGAGCAAAGACAUCGUUACAAUAAAUGGGAUGUUUCCAGGACCAGUAGUAUACGCCCAAGAAGGUGAUAAAGUGAUUGUCAAAGUUACCAACGAGACACCCUUCAACACUACCAUCCAUUGGCAUGGUGUCCGGCAGAAGCUCUCGUGCUGGUUUGAUGGGCCCUCUUACAUUACUCAGUGCCCCAUCCAAGGUGGGCAGUCUUUCACCUAUCAGUUCACUCUGGUGCAACAGAAGGGUACAUUCCUUUGGCAUGCUCACGUCUCUUGGCUCCGGGGGACAGUCUAUGGUGCCAUUGUCGUCUAUCCCAAGAGAGGAGUCCCUUAUCCUUUUAAACAUCCUGACGGAGAACAAAUUAUCAUCUUGGGCGAAUAUUGGCUCAAGGAUGUCUUACAACUCGAGCGGGAUGUUCUAGCAAGCGGUGGAGUGCCUCCACCGACAGAUGCUUAUCUCAUCAAUGGAUACCCUGGUCCCAACUACAAAUGCUCUGCAAAUGAUGUGUAUAAGAUGGACGUAAUCCCAGGGAAGAGGUACUUGCUGAGGAUUAUUAAUGCAGCCCUAAACGUGGAGCACUUCUUCGCCAUUGCUAACCACAAGUUAACCAUCGUGGAAGCUGAUGCCGAGUACACGAAGCCCUUCACCGUCGACCGCCUGAUGAUCGCACCCGGCCAGACGAUCAACGUGCUUGUUAAAGCCGAUCAGCCCAUCGGCAAAUACUCCAUGGCCAUGGGUGCCUACAUGUCGGCCAGGAAAGUUCAGUUUCAGAAAGUGCCGGCGGUAGCCUUCUUCCAAUACACUGGUGCUUCACUCUCCAGCUUCGCCUUAACCGCUCAGCUUCCUUGUUACAACGAUAACCUUGCUGUUAAGACGGUCAUGGAUGGUCUCAGGAGCCUGAAACCCGUCAACGUUCCUCUACAGAUUGACACAAACCUUUUCUUCACCAUCGGGCUAAACGUCCAGAAGUGUCAUUCCUCAAACCCCAAGCAAAACUGUCAAGCAGCCAACGGUGGGGUCUUGGCAGCUUCCAUCAACAAUAUCAGUUUUAUCAUGCCUAAGGUUUCACUUCUGCAGGCUUAUUACAACAAGAUGAACGGCCACUUCACUGAGGAUUUCCCUGGUGUGCCCCUGAAGAUGUAUGACUUUGUGAAUGGGGCCCCAAACAAUAUCCCUAUUGACACUCAGUCAUCAAGUGGGACUAGGACUAGGGUGCUUAAAUAUGGGUCCAGGGUGCAACUUAUCUUACAGGAUACUGGGACUGUCAGCACUGAGAACCACCCAAUUCAUCUUCAUGGCUAUAGCUUUUACGUAGUGGGCUAUGGAAGUGGCAACUACAACCCUCGCACUGCAAAGCUUAACUUGGUUGACCCACCUUACAUGAACACCAUUGGUGUACCUGUGGCUGGAUGGGCUGCAAUUCGAUUUGUUGCAGACAAUCCAGGGGUUUGGUUCCUGCAUUGUCACCUAGAGAUACAUGCUUCUUGGGGCUUAUCCAUGGCUUUUAUAGUGAAGAAUGGGAAUGGCGAGACAGAGUCCCUUCCGCCUCCUCCAACAGACUUGCCUAAAUGCUAGAAGUGCUGAAUGCCGGAAGGAUGCAUGGUGGUGGGAUGACAAGCCACAGUUGUGAUUUCAGAAACCAGAACCAAUAUUCUUUUUCGCAAGUGUUUAAUAUGCGUCCCUUGGUUACUUGGAAAAAGAGGAAAAGAAAAAAAAAAAAGUAAAGAAAAAGGAAAGGAAA
Molecule: messenger RNA, 2011 nt
Organism: Nelumbo nucifera (sacred lotus)
Lineage: Eukaryota; Viridiplantae; Streptophyta; Magnoliopsida; Proteales; Nelumbonaceae
Gene: LAC6
Product: laccase 6
Biological process (GO): lignin catabolic process
Cellular component (GO): apoplast
Molecular function (GO): copper ion binding; hydroquinone:oxygen oxidoreductase activity
Source: RefSeq, a predicted model, not a curated record